AUGCCUCCACCUGGGGGGUUCGCCGCUUUCAACGUUUUCAACAAAGGGGUCAGAAAACAUCUUAAUGGGUUAUACGUAAUUGGAGCCUUGUACGCCUGUUCUUUCGUUGGUAUUAAACUGCGGCUCUGGGGAAAGGAGCGUAAAGAGGCCCGUGAUAACGAGAAUCGGGAGGUGCGCUUGGCGCUAACGCCGUUCCUGGUUGCCGAGCAGCAGCGCAUGUUCCUCAGACAACUCGUGAAAAACCGUGACUACGAAACGGAGCUCAUGAAGGAUGUACCCGGCUGGGAGGUCGGUCAUUGGCACGAUACUCCCGUCUAUCACAACCCCCGUGACCUCUGGUGUGAGCCCAAUCUCUAUGAAUACUAUGCUCAUUUGUCGAGAAGGGAUGCCAAUCGCCAGCUUAAAGUACAUUUCGAGUACUGA
Messenger RNA from Echinococcus granulosus, 423 nucleotides. Its product is annotated as NADH dehydrogenase [ubiquinone] 1 alpha subcomplex subunit. The coding region runs from base 1 to 423 and encodes 140 amino acids. The transcript is spliced from 2 exons. NCBI's taxonomy places the organism in Eukaryota, Metazoa, Platyhelminthes, Cestoda, Cyclophyllidea, Taeniidae. The record is from RefSeq and is a predicted model, not a curated record.